Mesorhabditis belari is the source of this 990-nucleotide messenger RNA. The record is from the annotation of a GenBank genome assembly. Lineage: Eukaryota; Metazoa; Nematoda; Chromadorea; Rhabditida; Rhabditidae.
AUGGUGGUGACCGGGAAGGUCGAGGCGGAGGAGAUGAACGUCAAGGCGAAGGAGAUCAACCUCGAGGCGGAGGAGAUCAACGUCGAGGCGGAGGAGAUCUCUGUAUCCUUAAAAUGUUAUAAUUUGUCUCUCACAAAAAUCUCCUCAACAAAGACUCGGCUUCAAAAAAUGUCAUUCAUUGCGUGGGCCUCAUCGGCUGGCUCUUCAGUGGCCAUCCUUGUGUGUCUCUUCUAUGUUCCAUACUUGAUGAACCAGGUUGAUGAGAUCAAGGGAACGAUCGCCAUCCGGAUGGAUCGUUUCCGUGUCGAUGAGCACGGCGUCUGGUCACAACUUCAGGCCACCCGUGUGGGAAUCGUUCGCCCCCGUAAAGCUCGUGCCGCCUACAAUCAAGGACAAUGCAACUGUGACUCGUUGGAGAGAUGCCCAGCUGGACCUGCUGGAGAACCAGGACAUCCUGGAGAGAACGGAUACCCUGGAGCUCCUGGAUCACGUGGAGAGCCUGGAGUGGCUGGACGUGAAGAUCACCAUGAGGAGCAAGAGGAGGGAUGCCGUCGUUGCGCACCCGGCCCUGUGGGACCACCUGGGCAACCUGGAGCUCCAGGAGAGGAUGGACAAUCGGGAGAGCCUGGAAGAGAUGGAGAAGAGAGCGCCCCAGGAGAGCCUGGAAGAGAUGGAGAGCCUGGACACGAUGGAGCCCCCGGAGAGCCUGGAAGCGAUGGAGCUCCUGGAGCCCCAGGAGAGAAUGGAAGCCGUGGAGUGCCCGGCCCAGCUGGACCAGACGGACGACCAGGAGAGAAUGGAUCGAAGGGACAGCCUGGAGACAAUGGAGCUCCUGGAGCGCCUGGACAACCUGGACAGAAUGGAGAACCCGGAAAGAACGGAGGACCAGGAGCACCUGGAGCAAGAGGACACGAUGGACAGUCCGGAGGAUCGGGAGAACAAGGCAGAGAUGCGAACUACUGCCCCUGCCCAGCUCGCUUCAACAAACAU